UAAUAGAUUCUAUGUUGAACAAACUGCUUGGCAGUGGAAGCUACCAAUCGUUUGACAUGCGCUGCAUGGUAACCGGCCAGUUCGCUACUGGGAAAAUCAAGUCUAGUCAAGCUUUUAGUUGGGGAUAAUGUUCCAGAAGGGCGACAAGCCACUGAUGGCAUUUCCCUCGUUGAAGGUCGCUGUGGACUUGAUAUAGAGACAAGAAACUGGAUCAUGAUUGAAUCAGGAACAUAUAAUGCCUUGGAUGUAGUAUACAAUAAGGUUUUAAUGACCUCUGUUGAAAAGGAUGAAAGAAAACAAACAAAAACAUCAGGAAAACAUAAAUCCGAUGCAAAACUUGUUGAACUUCCAAAUAAAGACGAUAUUCAUUCUCAGAAGUCAGAAGCUACCAAGUCAACAUAUUUUCCUGUGAAUCUCUCAGGUGAGCCUUCUACACAGCCACAAGCUACCAAGUCGACAUCUUUCCCUGUCAACCUCUCAGGUGAACCCACUCCACAGCCACAAGCUACCAAGUUGACAUAUUUACCUGUGAACCUCUCAGAUGAACCCUCUACACAGCCACAAUCUACCAAGUCGACAUCUUUCCCUCUGAACCUCUCGGGUGAACCCUAUCAGCAGCCACAAGCAGCCCAAUCUUUGUCACAACAGAUUUCCUCUAUUGAGUCUAAAACACAGCAAAUGAAGAAGAAAAUGACAACUAAAAUGACCAAAAAAGAAAUGAGAAAGAAAAUGGAAAAGGUCCUCAAAACUGGUAAAUAUGAAAUGAAAGUUGGCAGACUCAUCUUCUGGGACUUUGCUGGACAGUAUGUCUAUUAUACAACACACCAGACAUUCAUGACUUUCAGAGCGUUGUUUCUAGUAGUUUUUGAUGGAAGUAAAGGAUUGAAUGAAGAAAUACCUGAUGUACUGUGUUUUCCAGGACAGCACAUGACACCAACACCAGCAGUCUUUUUACUGCACUGGGUAAACUCAAUCCUGACCUAUUGUAAAGUGGUGUAUGCUGGCAUCCCUAAGAUAUUGUUUGUUGCCACCCAUAAGGACAAGGUACCAGUGGAGGAUGUUGAAACCAGACGUGCACUAUUGUACAGUGAAGUAGAGGAAUUAUUUAAGGACCACGAAGGAAGAAAUCAUCUUGUCCUUGACAAACAAAUAUUUGUCAAUGCAACUGAUAAAGAUGAUCAAGAAAUUGAAGCCCUUAAGAAAGCCAUCACCGAGCUUACUUUCGAUCAUCCAUGUUGGGGGGAGGACAUGCCGAAUGCUUGUGUCCCCCUUGAACUGGAGAUUGCUGAACUAGUAGCUGCAGGAAAGCAAAUCUUGUCAUUGGUAGAGCUUGAAGAAUUGAAUUCAAUCAGCAAGGUGUCCGUUCUGGAUUUAGAACAACUUCAUGAUUUCCUUCACUUCCAACAUUCUCUUGGGAAGCUUAUCUACUUUGAUACCCGUCAGCUCCAAGAUUAUGUUAUAAUUAACCCGCUACUCAUGGUGGAGGUUAUGAGAUCCUUUGUGACAGAUGUAGGAUUUUGGCCAAAGAAAAAAGGUUUAGAGGAAACUUUCCGAAGAAUGUCAGAAAGUGGGAUCAUACGCCGAGAAGACCUGUAUCAGAUAUGGAAACAAAAGGACUUCCGGGCAAUUCUACCAUACAAAGAGUUUAUAUUCAACAUCCUCAUUUAUUUAGAUAUUCUGGCAGAGCAACGGAGAUAUGAUACAACUACAGGAAGUCGGUUACCAGUAGAUAACUACUUUGUUCCCUGUAUGGUCACAGAAAGAAAUAAUACCAGCUUCAUGGACAAAGAAUGUACACCAGAGAAAGCAAUUUGUCUAGCGUUCGUUUUUAAAGGAACUGUCAUACCACCAGCUUUGCCCAAUCGUCUGAUCAGUGCAUGUCUGAGCAUGUGGACUCUGAAGCAGUAUGAAGGGAGAAAACUCCUCUUUUCAGGAUUUAUUGUAGUCUCGUUAGACAAGGCUCAUGAUGUUGUAGUAUGUGUUGUAGGCAACAUGAUUCUUCUGUAUUUAGUCCAUAAAACCUCGGCUGGACUUAUAGUACCAGAUAUUGCCACUUCAGUAAAGGAAUGCUUAGUUACAACAAUGGAGAGAAUAUCAGAUUUCUAUCAGUCCACAAUCCAUGCAACAUGCAGCCAACAAUCACCUUUCCAUAUUGAAUAUUCGUGUUCUAAGUUGAAAUGCUUCAUUAGUGAGAAGAGGGCUUUGCAGACCAAUGAAUGGGUUUGUGACACACAUAAACUUACACACAGACAAGGAAACUGGGUUGUUUGGAAUCAAGAUAAGGUAUACAUUAUAUACAAAGUACGGUCAGUAAGCAAAUUGCAAAUAAUUUAA
Molecule: messenger RNA, 2334 nt
Organism: Mytilus trossulus (common blue mussel)
Lineage: Eukaryota; Metazoa; Mollusca; Bivalvia; Mytilida; Mytilidae
Exons: 5
Coding region: 214-2334 (706 amino acids)
Source: RefSeq, a predicted model, not a curated record